CCAAGCCGUGCCGGGGAGCCGAGAACCCCGACCCUGCCGCCCUGCCCCCGGAGAGGCCGGCGGAGAGGCAGGCGGGGACAGGCGCUGUCGCGGGGGCCGACAGAGCAUGCGCGGAGCCGGAAGAGGGCGGGAUGGUGGCGGCUCCGGCAGGCUACGGGAGCAGGUGUUCUCUCUCUGGCUUCCCAUGUCCUGUUACCAGGAGGAUUUCCUCAAAGAGUACGUCAAGAUGGUGGUGAAUAUUGUCUUCCUGAACUUGCUCAUUUGUAUUUCUCUGGUUUUCUGGAUCGUGUCCAUGAUUACAAACAUGUAUUACGGUACUGCACAACCCAUUUCUCCGUGGCGCUGGCUUUUUUCAGUUUUUGUUCCACUAAUAAUUGCUACACAGGGGCUUAGGAAGAAGAGUCUUGACCACAGUGGUGCAUUGGGAGGUCUGGUGGUUGGAUUUAUCCUUACAAUUGCAAAUUAUAGUUUCUUCACUUCUUUGUUUGUUUUUUUUGUUACUUCUUCAAAACUUACUAAGUGGAAAAAAGAUCUGAAGAGGCAAAUAGAUUCAGAAUACAAAGAAGGUGGACAGAGGAAUUGGGUGCAAGUGUUCUGUAAUGGUGGUGUUCCUACUGAGGUGGCUGUCUUAUAUAUGAUAGAAAAUGGACCAGGUGAAAUUCCAAUCGACUUCUCAAAGCAAUAUACAGCCUCAUGGAUGUGCUUAUCCCUUUUGGGAGCUUUGGCAUGCUCUGCUGGUGAUACUUGGGCUUCGGAGAUAGGUAGCGUUAUGAGUAAAAGCAAGCCAAGGUUAAUAACAACUUGGGAAAAGGUUCCAGUAGGUACUAAUGGAGGAAUUACUUUAGUGGGUCUGCUCUCAAGUUUGCUUGGAGGCAUGGCAGUAGGUAUAGCCUAUUUCAUAACACAGCUCAUUUUUGUGAGUGAUCUGGAGAUAUCUGCUCCACAGUGGCCUCUUAUUGUGUUUGGUGCAGCAGCAGGCUUACUGGGAUCAAUAGUGGAUUCAUAUUUGGGAGCUACAAUGCAAUACAGUGGUUUUGAUGAGAAUAUUGGCAUGGUUGUUAACCACCAAACAAAAGACUCCAAGCACAUAUCUGGAAAACCUAUAUUAGACAACAAUGCAGUAAAUCUUUUUUCUUCUGUAAUCAUAGCUUUGGUGCUUCCAGGCAUGGCGUUGUGUUUCUGGCCCAGACGCUGAAAUACUUUAAGGUUUUCUGCAUGUGAUUCAGUUAUGUUCAGUCUUCCUCACAGACUCCAAAAAGCUGUCUUUGAAUGCUCUUGAAAAGAGGGAUCUGAAACUUGCAGAGCCAAAGCACUUUCCAUCUUAACUUUCUAAGGCUGUAAGUUUUGCAUUGCACCUGGCAUCUCUGGGAGGAAGAAAGGAGUUUUGUCAGUAUGCUCUUGCUGCUCUGUAAAUGGAUGUAGAUCCUUGCCAGGUGACAUGAAGCACUGCACCCUUAUGGAGCUGAAGGGUUGACCUCUGUUCUCUGCAGUCCCCAGCACCUGGAAGGGAAAGAAGCUGGAAACAGAAGUCUAAUCUACAUCUCUCAGAGCACUGUGGCUGUUGUCCAAGCCAGACACAAAGAACUCUGCAGACUUAUGUAGACAGUAGUGAUGUGGGUGAAAUGGGUGAAUUCUGGUAUUUCCCAUGAUCUAGACUCUGUAAGGCUUUAUGGAAAUAUUUUUAGGGGAAGGCGGGGAGGGAAGAGAGAAGUCAGUCUUGUUGCCUGUUCUGUAUCCUAAUACUGUCACCACCUCCCUGAGAACAGGGUUGGCAAAAGUAAUUUCACUAUGUAACAUUUGAAGCAAAAGAUGAAAUUUAAAAUAAAAACUCACUAGUUCUUCCAUUAAGAAUAAUAAAUUUGAUUGUGCUCUACUGACAUCUUUAUUUCCAGACUAGUGAUACCAAUACUGUGGUACUUACUAAAUCAUCUAAAAUUAAAGAUUACAGUUGUAAAUUUACACUAACCUCUUUAGAACAUUUUUUAUAAUGAGCAUGCAAUUGUUUCAGAAUGUUAAGCAUUCUGACAAAAUUAGACUCUUUCAUUCUUUGUCAGCAGAGGAAGUUUUCCCCAUUUUGUUUGGGGUUGCUCUUCAGAGAUGAUAGCCUCAGCCAAAGAAACAAGAGAGGUUAUAGGGAAUGGGAAGCCUCACCUAUAAACUGUUAUAAAAUGGGAAUUUAAUUUUUGGUCCUCAGGCUUCUGUGUUAGGUGAUUCCAUCUUCUAUCAUUAAUUUGUAAAACAGGUAAAAGAAAUUUGGCCAGCACUGUAUUUAAACUUUAGAGAUACUGUUAAUAAUAACCUGUAACCAUCAACAUUUAAAUGAUGAGACCAAUACUCUUAACUUUUCAUCUGAGAAGAUAGGUGAGUAUUUUGUAUUAAACAUCUGGGGUUUUGUUUUUUGGAUUUUUUUGGUUGGUUGGGUUGGGGGGUUUUGGAGGGUUUUUGUUUGUUUGUGGUUGUCUCAUGUAUGUUGCCUAUCUUAAUUCACUUGAAUUGUGCAAUAUGUCAUAUUUUAUGAGAAUAUUAAAAAAUUUAACACCUUUCAUAUCGAGUUUACUCUUUUGAAAGCCUGUCUAUAUAAAUCUGGAAUUUUAUCUCUGGAAUCAGCUCACUGUAUUAUCCAAUCAUACAGAUGAGAUUUCAAACUAGUAGAAACUUUCUGAAAAGAACAAACUGUGUGGCUGUUGUAUGUCUGUUCCUGUGGAAAAGCCUAAAAUUACAAAAGGAAUAUAUGCACUUAAACUGUAAUAAUAAGCACCUGAGAUUUUCAUUCAUCACUUGGAUUUGUAUUGCUUCUAAAUAAAAACUGUAUUAGUU
Messenger RNA from Calypte anna (Anna's hummingbird), 2817 nucleotides. RefSeq names its product transmembrane protein 19 (gene FAABTP). The record is from RefSeq and is a predicted model, not a curated record. The coding region runs from base 107 to 1195 and encodes 362 amino acids. NCBI's taxonomy places the organism in Eukaryota, Metazoa, Chordata, Aves, Apodiformes, Trochilidae. Gene Ontology annotation, cellular component: membrane. The transcript has 7 exons.